Protopterus annectens (West African lungfish) is the source of this 1845-nucleotide messenger RNA. Its product is annotated as probable cyclin-dependent serine/threonine-protein kinase DDB_G0292550. The record is from RefSeq and is a predicted model, not a curated record. Lineage: Eukaryota; Metazoa; Chordata; Ceratodontiformes; Protopteridae. The transcript has a single exon. Bases 1 to 1845 code for a protein of 614 amino acids.
AUGAGUAACAGCACUAAUCUUGAGAUAAGCAGCAUGUCCAUCAUGAGUAACAACAGCACUAAUCUUGAGAUAAGCAGUGCGUCCACUAUGAGUAACAACAGCACUAAUCUUGAGAUAAGCAGUGUGGCCACCAUGCAUAACAACAGCACUAAUCUUGAGAUAAGCAGCGUGUCCACCAUGAGUAACAACAGCACUAAUCUUGAGAUAAGCAGCAUGUCCACCAUGAGUAACAACAGCACUAAUCUUGAGAUAAGCAGUGUGUCCACUAUGAGUAACAACAGCACUAAUCUUGAGAUAAGCAGUGCAUCCACUAUGAGUAACAACAGCACUAAUCUUGAGAUAAGCAGUGCAUCCACUAUGAGUAACAACAGCACUAAUCUUGAGAUAAGCAGUGUGGCCACCAUGAGUAACAACAGCACUAAUCUUGAGAUAAGCAGCAUGUCCACCAUGAGUAACAACAGCACUAAUCUUGAGAUAAGCAGCAUGUCUACCAUGAGUAACAACAGCACUAAUCUUGAGAUAAGCAGUGUGUCCACUAUGAGUAACAACAGCACUAAUCUUGAGAUAAGCAGUGUGGCCACCAUGCAUAACAGCAGCACUAAUCUUGAGAUAAGAAGUGUGUCUACUAUGAGUAACAACAGCACUAAUCUCAAGAUAAGCAGUGUGGCCAUCAUGAGUAACAACAGCACUAAUCUUGAGAUAAGCAGUGUGUCCACUAUGAGUAACAAUAGCACUAAUCUUGAGAUAAGCAGUGUGGCCACCAUGAGUAACAACAGGACUAAUGUUGAGAUAAGCAGUGUGUCCACUAUGAGUAACAAUAGCACUAAUCUUGAGAUAAGCAGUGUGGCCACCAUGAGUAACAACAGGACUAAUCUUGAGAUAAGCAGUGUGUCCACUAUGAGUAACAACAGCACUAAUCUUGAGAUAAGCAGCGUGUCCACCAUGAGUAACAACAGCACUAAUCUUGAGAUAAGCAGUGUGUCCACUAUGAGUAACAACAGCACUAAUCUUGAGAUAAGCAGUGUGUCCACUAUGAGUAACAACAGCACUAAUCUUGAGAUAAGCAGUGUGUCCACUAUGAGUAACAACAGCACUAAUCUUGAGAUAAGCAGCAUGUCCACCAUGAGUAACAACAGCACUAAUCUUGAGAUAAUCAGUGUGUCCACUAUGAAUAACAACAGCACUAAUCUUGAGAUAAGCAGUGUGUCCACUAUGAGUAUCAACAGCACUAAUCUUGAGAUAAGCAACAUGUCCACCAUGAGUAACAACAGGACUAAUGUUGAGAUAAGCAGUGUGUCCACUAUGAGUAACAAUAGCACUAAUCUUGAGAUAAGCAGUGUGGCCACCAUGAGUAACAACAGGACUAAUCUUGAGAUAAGCAGUGUGUCCACUAUGAGUAACAACAGCACUAAUCUUGAGAUAAGCAGCAUGUCCACCAUGAGUAACAACAGCACUAAUCUUGAGAUAAGCAGCAUGUCUACCAUGAGUAACAACAGCACUAAUCUUGAGAUAAGCAGUGUGUCCACUAUGAGUAACAACAGCACUAAUCUUGAGAUAAGCAGUGUGGCCACCAUGCAUAACAGCAGCACUAAUCUUGAGAUAAGCAGUGUGUCUACUAUGAGUAACAACAGCACUAAUCUCGAGAUAAGCAGUGUGGCCACCAUGAGUAACAACAGGACUAAUCUUGAGAUAAGCAGUGUGUCCACUAUGAGUAACAACAGCACUAAUCUUGAGAUAAGCAGUGUGUCCACUAUGAGUAACAACAGCACUAAUCUUGAGAUAAGCAGCAUGUCCACCAUGAGUAACAACAGCACUAAUCUUGAGGUAAGCAGCAUGUCAUUCUGA